GUUGGGUUUCUAUUUGAUCUAUUUUUUGCUCUUCUCCUCCUCCUUCCCGGCCUCGCGUGCUUCCUUCGGCCGUGCCGCGCUCCGGCUGCACGGCGGAAGGGAGGGGCCGGAGGGGUGGAGCGGAGCCCGGCAGGGAUGCGGUAACUCCCGGGAUAUCCCGAGCCGCUGCUCCGGGACGCGGUGUUCCCAAACCUCUCUGCAAUGGCCUCGGGGAAUGAGGAGGAUCCUCCACAGGCGCAGGGACGCCGCGGGAGCAGCAGGCGCAGCUCAGAGGGCCGCGUGGCGGAGGAGGCUGAGGAGGUGUUCCGGAGUUUCGCCUUCUACCGCUACCAGCAGGAGCGCGAGGAGCGCGGGGCAGAGGUGCCACCGGACCCGGAGAUCGAGCAAAUCCAGCAGGACCUGGAGAGCACCGGGAGCCAGGUGGGGCAGCGCCUGGCCAUCAUCGGGGACGACAUCUACAUGCGCUACGACGCCGAGUUCCGCACGAUGCUGGCGUCCCUGCAGCCCACCCCCGACAACGCCUACGAGCACUUCACCAAAAUUGCCUCCAGCCUCUUUGAGAGUGGCAUCAACUGGGGCCGGGUGAUUGCUCUGCUGGCCUUCGGGUACCGCCUGGCCAUGCACGUGUGGCAGCGCGGCGUGGGCGGCUUCCUGCGCAGCAUCGCCCGCUACCUCGGGGACUUCAUGCUGCACCACCACAUCGCCCGCUGGAUCGCCCAGCAGGGAGGAUGGAGGGCCGUGCUGGACCUGGACAAUGUUUACGUCAAGUACGUGCUGGUGGCAGCCGUGGUGGCACUGGGGGUCCUGGUGCUGCGGCGCUGCUUCAACCCCUGAGGGGGCCCGGGGGGGCUGCGGGGCGGCCCCUCCUCUGCUCCCACCCCCAGGGAACACCAGGAGCUCCAGGAGAGAGCGUGGAUCGGGACUGGGACCCUCCUGCUGCGGGGUCUGGGGUCUCUGCACCCCCAGGAGAGGACUGGGGGCUCUGCUUCGUUGUGUUUGAUGCCUCGAAAAGCUGCUGAGGAGGGGGCAUGGCUGAGAGGGGACAUCUCUGGGAGGGGACAUCUCUGGGAGGGGACAUCUCUGAGAGGGGACAUCUCUGUGCUCCCGGCUCCUCUGGAGGAGCAGAGGGGUGUGACAGUGCCCCAGUGUGUGACAAUGUCUCUGUGUGCCAGCGUUGGGUCCUGUGCCCCUGGGGCAGAGCCCCCUCCCCAUCUCUGACAGCUCCAUCCCCCUGUUUGAUCCCAGCCCUGGCCAGGUUUUCCAGCUGUUGUUUCCAGGGUUUUCCAGCUGUUGUUUCCAGGCGUUUCCAGCUGUUGGAAAUCCCAGCAGGGACAAACCAAGCGGGGCUGCUCCACCUCCCACUGCUCCUGAGCCCGUCUCUUGAGCCUUUCCCGGCCUUUCCACGGACAUCCCGACCCUUUUCCCUUGGAACCCUCCUGCCCUGAGCCCUGCCCGCUGUUCCCUGCCCCAGCCCGGAGCCCUGCAGCUCCUGGGGGCUCAGCUGGGAGGCACCAGCAGCUUCCCCAACACUAAAAACCUGGGCAGGCAGUGGCCCUGUCCUCCUCCUGCGCACCAGUUGGGCUCCCUGGCUCUUACUGGGAGGCACUGGAGCUGCAGCCUGUCCCAUGCAGGGACCAGGCUCCUCUCAGGACAGGGAUUUGUCCUGGUUCCCUUCCUGACCGAUGCUUGGGUGAUUUUGGGCCGAGGAGGAGCGAGCUCCUCUCUCCCAUCCCAAACCCUCCUGAUUUUUGCAAACCAGGGAAUUCCAGCUCCUCUCUCCCAUCCAAACCCUCCUGAUUUUUGCAAACCAGGGAAUUCCAGCUGAUAAUUCCCUGUCCUGCCCAAGCUGCAGAUGAAGGAUCCCUCCCUCUUCUCCCCUCGCAGGCUUAGCAGGACCAGCCUGAAUUUUUUAACCCAUUUCUCCUGUCCCUGCCACUUUUUUAACAGAAUAACAAACUUUUCAGCUUGUUUCCAUAUGUGAGCUUGUCAUUUUGCUGCUGGCUGUUCCUGCAGGAUCCCUUUUCCCUGAUGGGAACGCUCUGAGCUGUGCUUAAGAGAAAAACAUUAAAAUAUUUGCUGUAUUAUUCUCACUCCUGCUGGGACGUGUUUGCCCCGUGCAGGGCAGCACAGCUCGGCCACGCUCGGGUUUUGUGGCCACAACUCAGGCUUUGUGGCCACAAUUCAGGUUUUGUAGCCA
Messenger RNA from Prinia subflava (tawny-flanked prinia), 2197 nucleotides. RefSeq names its product BCL2 antagonist/killer 1 (gene BAK1). Gene Ontology annotation, cellular component: mitochondrial outer membrane. Gene Ontology annotation, biological process: intrinsic apoptotic signaling pathway in response to DNA damage; extrinsic apoptotic signaling pathway in absence of ligand; regulation of apoptotic process. NCBI's taxonomy places the organism in Eukaryota, Metazoa, Chordata, Aves, Passeriformes, Cisticolidae. The record is from RefSeq and is a predicted model, not a curated record. Gene Ontology annotation, molecular function: protein heterodimerization activity; protein homodimerization activity. The transcript is spliced from 6 exons. The coding region runs from base 202 to 834 and encodes 210 amino acids.